GUCCCCGUGUAUUAUUGCGCGCCUUGAAUGUGUCAGGGGGGAAAGGAGGAAAACUUCUGUAAAAAAUGGCGGAGGGUGCAACGUCUCUGAAAGGGAUGCGAGCCCAAAUGGCUGCAGCUGCACAGGCCCAGGCCGAGGAGCGCCGCAGCCUAGCAGGAAACAGCCCCGGGCCUGUCACCACUGCCAACACAGCCGUACCAGCCAAGAGUCCAGGACCACGACCAGUUCUCGAUGGAGCUGCUUUAAGGAUAGACGAUAAACUCAGAGUGGCGAAAGAACGACGGGAGGAGCAGGAAAAACAACAGGCGGCGCGUGACUCUCAGAUCUUCGAGCGAGAGCGCAAGGCGAAGCUUCAGGUGGAGCGCCAGAUGGAGGAGCGACAGCGCAAGCUGGAUGAGCAGCGACGGAAGGAGGAGCAGAGGAGGGCUGCGGUGGAGGAGAAGAGGAAGCUGAAGCAAGAGGAGGAGAAGGAGCGCUAUGAGGCGGUGAUGCGCCGGACGCUGGAGCGCAGCCAGAGGGCAGAGCAGCGGCAGAAGCGCUGGUCCUGGGGCGGACUCUCAGACGCUGACCACAGAACCGGUGAGAGCGACGCAAGUUCCUCUUGUUCCCCGGUAGCCAUAGUAAUCUCCCCCGCCUCGCCAGCCAAGCCUUGCAGGACGCCGCCAGUGGACAAACGAUCCACCUCCACCAUGAACCUCAUGAAACAGCCGGGCGAGGCGGUGCUCAGCAAGCGUCUGUCCUCCUCCUCUGCCACCCUCGUCCGCUCCCCUGACAAAAGUGCUAAGCGGAGGAGUUCAUCUUUGAACCGGUUGCCUAGCAAUGCCCCUCAACCCACUAAAGACGGCCAUAAUAAACAGCCUCAGGUGGAACAGACAGGCCGGGUCUCCCAGAGCCGCCGCAGCUCCUCCCUGUCGCGGGCGGCGGCGCGAACCCGAACUCCGACCCCGACCAGAGCGGAGAAGGCUCCGGCCGCCGAGGAAGCAGCCCGCCGCGGUCUGACCAGCCCCGUGGACAGUGCUGUGCUCAGCCGCCUGCUCACCCCCACCCAGGCCUCACUCGCUAGGAGCAAGAGCGCCGCCGCCCUCUCCGCCCAAGGAGCAGACGCCCCAGAGUCUCACGUGCUGUGUCCUCGCUCAGCCUCGGCCACGCCCCCCGCCGGACGCAGCGGGCCGGUCCGCAGCCGCAGCAGUGACCGCCGCAACGGCCUGCCCACCUCCGCCUCGGCCCACGCCGCCCUGGACAGUGGUGGCACGCAGAAAGCUGAGAAGCGCUUCUCAUCUCCGGGGGCGACGCGCCCCACCUCUCCCUCCACCCCCACCAGUCGCCACCGCUCCCCUUCCCCAGCCCCCCUCAACACCAGCACCAACAAGAGAGCCCCCUCCCCAGUCACUGCCAAGAGUCCACGUAACCGUCCCCCGUCCCCCUCGGGGCUGAAGCAGCGCCCCCCCUCCCCCCAGCCGCAGACCUCCUCCAAGCCGCCGCCCAUCCAGAGGCCGUCCCUCACCCCCACCGGGCCGCCCACCCUCCGCAAGAGGGACUCCAAGCCAAAGGAAAUGUCCCCCAUGCAGCCCCUCAUGCCCGUGGCAUCUCCGGACCCCAGCGCCCAGGCCAGCCCGGCCUCCGCCCCCACCCCUGCCCCAGCUCCAGCUCCAGCCCCAGCUCCAGCACCAGCACCAGCCUCCAAGGCCAAAGAGGACGCCAGCUCCAAAGCCGCGGCUGGAACCAAUUCUGCCGCCGAGGCCGCCAAGAUCCUGGCCGAGAACCGGCGUCUGGCCCGCGAGCAGAAGGAGCGAGAGGAGCAGCUGCGCGUGCAGAGAGAGGAGGAAGAGAGGUUGAGGAAGGAGGAGGAGAAGCGCUUGGCGGAGGAGGCGCGAGUGAAGCGCCUGGAGGAGGAGAAGAGGCUCGCGGAGGAGAGGAAGAAGCAGGAGGAGGAGGACGCGGUGAAGGCGGAGGAGGAGCGGGAGAAGCAGAGGCAGGAGGACGAGCUGAGGCAGGCGGAGCUGCAGAAAGAGCGCGAGGAGGCUGAGGCACGCGCCCUGGAAGAGGCGGAGAAGCUGCGUCUGGAGCGAGAACGCGUCCUCCAGCAGAACCAACAGGAGCGCAUGGAGAGGAAGAAGAGAAUCGAGGAGAUCAUGAAGAGAACAAGAAAAACAGACCAAAAUGACUUCAAGAGAGACGAUGAGAAAUGUGUCCAGGAGAUGAAUGGAAAUGGCGAUGAUGACCAGGCAAACUGUGAAACCAACGAAGACGCUGCUUUGCAGUCCAACCAAUCCGAGGCCCAGGAGGAGGAGGAGGAGGAGGAGGCCCUUCCUUCAGCUGAGCCAAUGGCAGAGCGGGAGGAACCCUUGGGCUGUGUGAAUGGACAGCCUGGGGUGGACAACAAGGAGAACAGCAACGGAUCCUGCACACAGGAGCCCCCUGCUGACAGUUGUCCCCCGUCCAAAAGCCGGCUGGUGGAGGGCUCCGAGUUUGUGAACGAAGACGCCAAGGUGGGCCUGGCGCCAGGGGUCAACGGAAAGUCCGGGCCCUGGAGUUUCGAGGAGCUCAUCGACCUCAACGUCCACAGCAAGGGCCGGCCACUGCUGGAGGCGGAGGCCUGCAACCAGGGCCUGAUGGAGCGCGAGGCGGGGGCUCCCGAGGGCCCGCGCGUGGCCUUUGAGGAGAAGACGUCCGUCAGCUCCCUGCACCCCAGCCAGCCCAUCGAGGCCUUGACCGAGAUGUGAGGACCGGAGCCUUGUGAUAUACAUACAUAUUUGUUUAUUUUUUUGCACUCUGUGAGUUGUUGUCCAGUUGAACUUGAGAGCAGAGACCCCCCCUCCUCCUCCCCCCGACCCAACGCAGAGCUGUGGGACGUGACCUUCAACUCCUCACCUCAGUGGCAAGACCGAUGACACAAACACAAACACAACACAAAACAAACGAAAAAGAAACGCUUCAGGGAAUACCUAAAUAUUCUUCAGUGUGCUCGUCUGCUCCGGCUCUCAGCCUCCUUCCUAUAUAUAGAUUUUAGUCCUGUGAGUUUCUGUUGUUUUUUUAUUGUUGUUAUUGAUAUUAUUAAUUAAUUGUUAUUGUGUUAUUGUUAUUAUUUGUGUCAUUUUUGUAAUUGAGGGGGCUGCAAUGUCGUAAUUUAUUCCUCUUCAUCUUUGAAUUUUAUGACCGCCACUUCGAUGUUUGUUAUUUUGAGAUUUUUUGGUUUUGUUUUGUUUGGGUUUUUUUUUUUCUCCCAAGAAAAUUCCAUAAGCACACGUUGAUGCGGCUGUGUGUUGGUAUGACGGUGAUGAGGGUAGACACAGCUGCCGAUCUCUGGUGACCAAAGAGAAGCAGCCCCGGGUAGUCCAUGACCGCGCGCUGCUUUUGGUGGGGACAUGUCGUGCUCAGAGCGGCCCUCUGGGCUCCGAGCUUCACCUUCUCUUGCACUGCUCCUCCUGUUCUCACACACACACACACACACACACAGACAUUUAGUCUCAAACUCAAGCCUGGAGCUGAAGAAUGCAGCCCACAUUGGAACCCCUCCUGGAAUCUGAGAACGCUACCAGCUGGGAUCACGGCGGGCCUGGGGCUCUCUAAGUGAAACUGAAAGAUUCGUCUCCGUUUCUCCUCCCUCGCUCCGUCUCCACCCUGCUCAGAUUCGGGGAGCCGCCGCAUGGCAGCGCUCACUGCCCAUCGCCUCCCCCCCCCCACCGGACACCCCCAGACCCUCGCCCCGCCACGCUAGGCUUUUCCAGCUGUCAUUAGCGCCACUCCCGUGGCUGCCCAGAAACCUCUGUUUUGAUUUUUUCGGAGGGUGGGGCGUUGCACAUAGGUCAGCACAUUUCUUCAGAGAGCUUGUCUCUGACAAACGGGAUUUUCUGGGUUUCGCUUCAACCUACAUCCAUCUAAUUGACGUAUUGUUGUUCUCUACAUCUGUCUCCGCAUCUGCGCCUUCCUUUUUAACUUAACCCAAGGAUGGAGGUGUUAACAACAACAAUGUGUUGUGAGCUGUCCUGCUUAAUGAAGGUCAUGCAUUCUGCCUGUUCAUUUGAGAGAAGAUGAAUGGUGUUUUAGUUCUCGGUUCUUACUGUUUUACACACAUUCGUUACGUGUACAUAAAUGCAAUGGUUAGAUAUUCUGUGAUGGUUAGAUACUCAUAUCAGUUGUUUUAACAUAAUUACCACCCUAAAACAAGGCUGGUGGCUGUAUGAAUCCAUGUCAUUCAUGUAAUAAUCAUAUUACAUCUGUAGUACUCAGAGGAUUCACUGUAGACCUGUGUGUGUGUGCGUGUGCAUGUGUGUCUAUGGUUCCCCCCUCAGGGUUUGCUGUAAGGAGGAAUGCACCAGCCCCAUAACUGAUUUUUCUUCUUUCUUUAAGUUUUGUUUUACAAGACGUUCCCAGUCUAGAGGUUCUGCUCUGGCUACUCCCGAGUUCCAUGUUCCAAAACAUGCCAGUUCCCACAUCCUUUUUUUUUUCUCUUAGUUGCUUUUCUCCCUCACUCCAUCCAUGCUCUUGCACACAUAUGCAUCUAUACCUUCGACUCAAGCGGUCUUCAGUUUUAAGAUCUCUAAUUUGGUUGUUUAUAAAUAUAUAAAAAUAUAUAUAUUUGAAUAUAUAUUUCUACAUAUUUAAGUGUUAUGUAUAUAAUCAGUAUUAGGCCGGUAAGCCAUGUCUCUGUGUGACUGUGGGAAGGGGGCUUCAGGGUAGAGUAGUGUGGAGAUGUUCAAUAGUCUGUUACUGUACACAUACGAUACGUUAGUGAGGACCACAGCAGCCAGCCCUAAGUGCAGGGAGCCAGCGCUGUUGCAACACUCUAAAGCUUUACAUGUUACACACGUCUCCUGAUCUACUAAGAUGACCAGGGCUUAUCCUGCUACUGUCUCAUUUGGCAGAGGCCGUGUGUGUGUGUGUGUGUGUGCGUGCGUGCGUGUGUGUAUGUUUGUGUGAGUGAGUUGGAAUGGGCUCUGUGUGUGUGAUGGGAAGGAGGAUGUGGACGGAAAGUGCCGUAAAGUUUACAGGUUGUACUGGUUUGCUCAGUAAGGUUGGGUAAGAAGUCCAGCUAAGGGUUGCAUACUGACUCGAGUGGUCAAAAGGUCAGUUCAGAAUUUGAAUGUGUGGGUAGCAAAGUCGGAUUGAAAAUGGUUGCGUUGGAUGUGGAUGAUUGUGGCCUUGGUGGAAUGAGUGUCACAGCUUCACAAGUUAGUUGCCGAGUAAAGGGUGGACCGUAGCACAGGGCCAUUGGGUGUUCUUUGACCAAUCCUGGCCUCCAUGUUUAAUUUGGUUGUCAGGAAAAGUGAAUAUCUUGAACUUUCCCACGCUUCGAUUGGUUUGUGCAUGAGUGUGUUUGGGGACCCUUAAUAGUCUGAGCGGAAUGUUGCUCUUAUCAUAUUUUAAUCUAUCUCUAUCUGUACAUACUAAAGGCUCAAACAGAUCAACACAUCAGGGUCAUGUAGCUUAUGUUAUGUUAUUAAUGAAUACUAAGAAUUUCAACUAUUUAAAACAGGUUGUGUGUGUGUGUGGGUGUGUGUAUGUGUGCGUGUGACCGCUGUUGGUCGUAAUUGCUUACACUCUUCUUGUGACUUGCGACAUGUGACCUGUAUAGACCGCUUCAGAUCGGCUAGAUUCCUCUUUGUGCGCUUUUGAAUGAAAUGAGACGUUUGACGAGGCCUAGACAUUUUUGCACUGUGGGUUAAUUGCAGGCCUCCUGUGGCCGAAGGCCGGUGGCGUAGAGGAGGAGAACAGUGUUCUGGGUUUAGUGCUGCAGCUGGGAGGAGACACUGGCGUGUUCGCCUGAGGGGAUGAGGAUGAUGACUGCGUUGGCUGCUAGUCACUCCCUCUCUCUCUCUCGGCCUUUGAGUCCUGUUAGUACACCUGAGGAGAGAAUGCUUUAGCCACCCUAAGUGCCCCAAGUCAUGCCGUGGGCUCCUUAGUCCGCCAGUAAAGUCUGUACUUUGCAUCUGUGUGUGCGUGGGUGUGGGCGUGUGUGUGUGUGUGUAGGUAUGCUUGAGCUUAACAUGAGAUCAGCACUACUGAUGUCAGACGGUGACAGUGGCUGAUGACGACAUUGUUGAAAGAACCUUGUACUCCCUCUAUGCUAUGAACUUGAAUUUAAAGCUUAAAACUGUUCUCCAUCUCCUAGUUGUUCCAGCGGUAGGAUAGAACAGUGCCUUAGGUUAAAGAGUAGGACCGAUUUUUAUUUUCAUAUAAUUGCUAAAGCAGCAAGUCACAUGUGCUUACCUCGGCCAUGACAAUCACUCUACCUGACUUGGGCCAUGAGGAGAAUUCGCUUCUGAAGAGCUGUUCAGCUCUAAAUACGGCCCUAUCCAUAAAAUUAUAUUUGUAAAUAUAUCUAAAGUGUACUGGAUAAAACUGUUAAAAUAAAGUUUUGCAAGAUAAAA
Molecule: messenger RNA, 6371 nt
Organism: Sardina pilchardus (European sardine)
Lineage: Eukaryota; Metazoa; Chordata; Actinopteri; Clupeiformes; Clupeidae
Gene: map7d3
Product: MAP7 domain containing 3
Exons: 21
Coding region: 66-2723 (885 amino acids)
Biological process (GO): microtubule cytoskeleton organization
Cellular component (GO): microtubule cytoskeleton
Source: RefSeq, a predicted model, not a curated record